ACUACCUUGAAAUGUGUCCUCUUCACCAGUAACCUGCUCUUCACUGUGUUGGGUCUGGCCACACUGGGGCUCGGACUCUGGGGCCUUUUCAACAAAGAAUCCUUUGCCCAGGAGAAACUGGGCAGCAUCGGCACUGACCCCAUGCUGCUCUUUGUCUUCCUGGGCUUGGUGUUGUCACUGCUGUGCCUGACAGGCUGCGUGGGGGCCGUGCGGGAAAACUACUGCCUUCUUCGCACCUUCUCGGUUGUCCUGUUGUUCCUGGUGGCCGCCCAAGUACUGGCGGCCAUUGUGGCCUACAGCCUGCAGGGCCAGAUUGCCAACCUGCUGCGCACAGGCAUGCUGAAUGCUAUGGUGCGCUACCAAGACGACCUGGAUCUGAGGUUCAUCACGGACGAGAUCCAAACAGGGUUACAGUGCUGCGGGGCGGAUAACUAUCGAGACUGGCAGAUCAACAGCUAUUUUAACUGCUCAGCUCCAGGAAUUCAGGCCUGCAGUGUGCCGCCUUCAUGCUGUGUGGACCCUCUGGAGAAUGGCACAGUGUGGAACUCUCAGUGUGGAGUCGGGGCUCAGCUGCUGGACGAGUUCUCAGCCCAGAGCGUUAUAUUCCUGGGGGGCUGCCUGGGCAGUAUCUCCCGCUGGAUUGAGCAGCACUCCGGCCUCAUAGGCACGGUGGCAAUCGUCCUACUGGGAGUCCAGCUCAUCAUGUUGAUUAUUACUACACGCCUGCUGGACAGUAUUCAGUGGAAUAGAGCACAAGCACAGCAAAGAACAGUCAGAAGCUAA
Molecule: messenger RNA, 783 nt
Organism: Colossoma macropomum (tambaqui)
Lineage: Eukaryota; Metazoa; Chordata; Actinopteri; Characiformes; Serrasalmidae
Gene: tspan10
Product: tetraspanin-10
Cellular component (GO): membrane
Source: RefSeq, a predicted model, not a curated record